Messenger RNA from Carlito syrichta (Philippine tarsier), 1074 nucleotides. Its product is annotated as nuclear RNA export factor 2-like. Gene Ontology annotation, cellular component: cytoplasm; nucleus. Gene Ontology annotation, molecular function: RNA binding. Gene Ontology annotation, biological process: poly(A)+ mRNA export from nucleus. Bases 52 to 1074 code for a protein of 340 amino acids. The transcript is spliced from 9 exons. Lineage: Eukaryota; Metazoa; Chordata; Mammalia; Primates; Tarsiidae. The record is from RefSeq and is a predicted model, not a curated record.
CAUGGUGGGUAUGAGCCUUCACAUCGUCAGGAGAAUGAUGGCAACGUGAAGAUGAGGGAUGUCCACAAGGACCCCCGAGCAAGGCACACUCCUUACACCAUCCGGCAUAGCACGAGGGGACUGCAAGGGCACAGUGAAGACCAAAUCUGUAUUCCUGUGUGGAGAAAUAGAAGACUUUCAGAGAGAGAAAUGGGGGAGAACACACAAGAUGGAACCACGGAGAGCUGGUUCAAGGUCACAAUUCCUCAUGCGAGAAAGCAUGGCAAGGCAUGGCUAGUGAAUUCCAUCCAGAGCCAUUGCAGAGUCUCCUUCACCCCGGUCGAUUUCCACUACGUCCAACAUCGAGCCCUGUUCUUUGUCCAGGAUGCUAGUACUGCAUACGCAUUGAAGGAUGUAAGCUGCAAGAUUUGUGAUGAGGAGAACCACAAGAUAUGUAUCUUUGUCAGUCCUUGUACUGUGCCCUACUCUGUGCAGAAUAAGUUGAAGCCAGAACAAAUGGAGCAGCUAAAGCUGACCAUGAGCAAACGAUACAGUGCCUCUCAGCAAACUCUUGACCUCCAGAGGCUCCGCUUUGACCCAGACUUGGUGAACCAUGAUAUUGAUAUAAUCCUGAAUCGAAGAGACUACAUGGCUGCCACCUUGCAGAUCAUUGAAAGGAAUUUUCCUGAGCUAUUGUCUUUGAACUUGUGCAACAACAAACUGUACCGACUGGAUGGCCUGUCUGGCAUUGCCGAGAAGGCCCCUAAAGUCAAGAUCCUGAACCUCUCCCAAAAUGAGCUCAGGUCAACCUGGGAGUUGGGCAAGGUGAAAGGGCUGAAGCUCGAAGAGCUGUGGCUAGAAGGGAACCCCUUGUGCAGCACUUUCCCAGACCAGUCUACCUAUGUAAGGUCAGUGGUAACCCCUGUCACCCUUCCUGGGCACCUGUGCCUCCUGGGACCCUCAGCUGCCCUCCCCCACGACAGUGCCCUUGUGCAGGAGGAGGCAGCCGGGUCCUCUAGGAGGAACACAGGCCCCCACCCUCUCCCCUUUCAGUGUCCCUCAGCUGUGUUCAUAGGUCUCCUUUCCUUCCUCUGA